ACCUGAGCAGACAUCGAAGUCUCCGGCUGAACCUCCAGUCUCGGAUGUCGCCCUACCAUAUGUUCAAGGAUGUGAAUAGAUUCCCCGUGCCUGACGACAAGGUGCCUUGGAGUGUUCCCUUCCCGGCCUACAACCCCCGGAGCUUCACAUGGAAGAGGAUUCUCGACGGCCCCUCUUACUCGGACAUCGACCUUGAACCGCUCUCGGAGCAGGAGCGAAAGGACAAGAACAUUCCCUUCAACCGCGAAGACCAGGUUUGUCAUGUGAACAGGACCAGUCUAGAGGACACGCCCUAUGAACUUGACCGCGGCAUUCCUCUCAAUCCCAUUGGUCGGACCGGCCUGAAGGGGCGGGGGAGACUGGGCCGAUGGGGACCCAACAGAACCUGGGAUCCUGUCAUUACCAGAUGGAAGAAGAAUUCAAAAUACGGUUCUCGUGGUCGGCCAGGGGACGACAGGAAAGAGCUCGAGUUUCUGGCUGUGCUCAGGGACGAUACAAAAAAGUGGUCUUUUCCAGGGGGCAUGCUUACACUUGACAUUAAAGAAUUGGACACGCUCAAGGUCAACUUCAAGGUCGAAGGGCAAAAGGAUCUGGAUCAGAAUGCGGCUAAUCAGGUGGUGAAGGAGAGGUUGGCUUCAAAAAAACCCCAUGAGAUCUACAAGGGGUAUGCAGACGUUCCCAUGAACACCGACAAUGCCUGGAUUGAGACGACGGUCGUGAAUAUUCAUGACGAGGACGGAAAAUUAUUUGAUGGCGUCAGCAUUCUUGCCGGGCCCAAAGCUCGAUUUGUGACGUGGCAAACUCUCUCCACCGAUCUGCCACUGUGGGGUCCCCAUGCAUACUUCCUCAGACUGGUGGAGAAGCACGUGAAAGAUAACUACAGCGUUACAACAGACACGACGCCUACUUCUGAGCUACGCCCGACAUAGGGCCUACUUCUGAGUUACACCUGCCUGACAUAACGCCUAUUUCUGAGUUACACCUGUCUGACAUAGCGCCUACUUCUGAGUUACCCCCCCC
Aplysia californica (California sea hare) is the source of this 1020-nucleotide messenger RNA. RefSeq names its product transient receptor potential cation channel subfamily M member-like 2. The record is from RefSeq and is a predicted model, not a curated record. Gene Ontology annotation, molecular function: ADP-ribose diphosphatase activity. NCBI's taxonomy places the organism in Eukaryota, Metazoa, Mollusca, Gastropoda, Aplysiida, Aplysiidae.